Molecule: messenger RNA, 1263 nt
Organism: Vigna angularis (adzuki bean)
Lineage: Eukaryota; Viridiplantae; Streptophyta; Magnoliopsida; Fabales; Fabaceae
Product: two-component response regulator ARR14
Exons: 5
Coding region: 1-1263 (420 amino acids)
Biological process (GO): phosphorelay signal transduction system; cytokinin-activated signaling pathway
Molecular function (GO): DNA binding
Source: RefSeq, a predicted model, not a curated record
AUGGGCAAGAUUUCUUCUGAGAAGAAGGUUUUUUCUGAAUAUCCAUCAAAUCUUAAGGUUCUAGCCAUUGAUACUGACCCUAUAGUUCUUGAGUUCAUCAAGAAAGUGUGUAAUGAAUACUGUUAUGAAGUUAUCACAUGCACAGAAUCGCUAUCUGCCGCUAUAAUUUUGCAGGAAAAGAAGUCCACCAUUGAUUUGAUUCUAAUGGAAGUUCAUAUGCCACAUAUGGAUGGCUAUGAAUUCUUGCUUACCACCCAAGAAAUCAAUGUUCCUAAACUCAUGAUGUCUUUCGAUGAUAGUAAGAAAUCUGUGAUGAAGACUAUCAAACUUGGAGCUUGUGAUUAUAUGAUUAAGCCUUUGCAUGAGGAUCGGCUGAGAAACAUGUGGACACAUGUUGUUAGAAAAUCCAUGAAUGAGGAUAAGAUGAGAAAAAAUAUCCGUAAUAGCUUAGAAGAUGAUAAUCAGAAUUCUAGAUUUGUGUUUUCUUCUAGCGAUGAAAUUUCAAGAGAAGUUGGUAAUGCUGGUCAAUCAAAGAAGCCUCGUGUAGUGUGGACAACAGAUCUGCAUGGGAAAUUUGUCAAAGCUGUGAAUCAACUUGGACUUGAAAAUGCUGUGCCAAACAAGAUUCAGCAACUCAUGAAUACGCCUCAUUUGACAAGAAAUCAUGUUGCAAGCCAUUUGCAGAAAUAUAGAAAUGUUUUGAAGGAAAAAGCUAGGAGAGAGAAAGAGAGACAACCAGAACCAAAAAGAGAGCAGCAAUCUGUCCCAGAUAUACAAAUGGAUAAUCAUCAUGCAGAAGAAGCUUUUGGUUUUGCACUCAGUGAUCCAGUUGCUAUUUAUCCAACCAUUGCUAUUCCUCAGAAUUUUCCACAGACUCUAGAUUCUGAAUGUGGAGUAUGGUCUCCAUAUAAUGCAAUCUUAGCAGAAAAUGAGGCUAUGCUUCAGAGAAACACUGUGUCAUUGGAUUCAUUGCAGCAGCAGCAGCAGCAGCAGCAUCAGCAGAAGAACAUGCAGUCUUCAGUGUUGCAGCAGCUGCAGCAGAAGCUCCAGGAGCAGCUGCAGCAGCAGCUCCAGCAGCAGCUCCAGCAGCAGCAGCAGCAGCUCCAGCAGCAGCAGCAGCAGAACAUGCAGUCUUCAGUGAUGCAGAAUCAAGUUCCUUGGAUAAAUUUUCAACCAUCUUCUGUGAUAAUUUCUGAAAAUCCAUAUUUGGUGACCCAGAAUGAUAACUUUGGCAGAAACAUUGAUCAGAGAAGCAUUCAGUAA